GUCUCUACCUGCUCUUCCUGCUCUUUGAAAACUCUCCGGACCAGGCCAUACCAGCAGGCAGCAUGGCUACAAAAUGUGGGAAGUGUGGACCCAGCUACCCUACUCCUCUGAAAGCCAUGAAAGGACCCAGAGAGGAGAUUGUCUACCUGCCUUGUAUUUACCGAAACACGGGCACUGAGGCCCCAGAUUACCUGGCCACUGUGGAUGUUGACCCCAAGUCUCCCCAGUAUUGCCAGGUCAUCCACUGGCUGCCCAUGCCCAACCUGAAGGACGAGCUGCAUCAUUCAGGGUGGAACACGUGCAGCAGCUGCUUUGGUGAUAGCACCAAGUCUCGCCCCAAGCUGGUGCUGCCGGGCCUCAUCUCCUCUAGAGUCUACAUUGUAGAUGUGGGCUCCGAGCCCCAGGCACCAAAGCUGCAUAAGGUCAUUGAGCCCAAGGACAUCCAUGCCAACUGUGAGCUCGCCUAUCUGCACACCAGCCACUGCCUGGCCAGCAGGGAGGUGAUGAUCAGCUCCCUGGGAGACCCCCAGGGCAAUGGCAAAGGUGCUCACAGGCUGUGUGUGCCCCAUAGACACUUGCACAGCUAUGAAAUGUGGGAGGAGCAAAUCACAAACUGGGAGCAGAACGGAAUGACCUCCCAAGGAAACAAAUGAGCUGGAUCCUGUCCAAU
This is a messenger RNA of Nycticebus coucang (slow loris), 670 nucleotides long. RefSeq names its product methanethiol oxidase-like. The transcript is spliced from 2 exons. The record is from RefSeq and is a predicted model, not a curated record. Gene Ontology annotation, molecular function: selenium binding. Lineage: Eukaryota; Metazoa; Chordata; Mammalia; Primates; Lorisidae. Bases 63 to 653 code for a protein of 196 amino acids.